Messenger RNA from Patella vulgata (common limpet), 844 nucleotides. RefSeq names its product probable glutathione S-transferase 7. Gene Ontology annotation, molecular function: glutathione transferase activity. Lineage: Eukaryota; Metazoa; Mollusca; Gastropoda; Patellidae. The coding region runs from base 115 to 720 and encodes 201 amino acids. Gene Ontology annotation, biological process: glutathione metabolic process. The transcript is spliced from 5 exons. The record is from RefSeq and is a predicted model, not a curated record.
UUGAAGCUACAAUGAUUCAGCAAUACUGCCUGAUUAACCGUACACAUAUAAAGCAAGGCUGAUUUUUUUUUAGCAUUAUCACUGUGUAGAGCCAAGAACAAAACACACGUCAACAUGCCCGCUUAUCGUCUGCACUACUUUGAUGUCCGAGGCCGAGGAGAAGUUGCCCGGCUUAUGUUUAACGCCGCAGGCCAGAAAUUUGAUGAUGUCCGAUACACGAAAGAGACCUGGCCAGCAUUUAAACCCAAAACGCCAUUCGGUCAGUUACCUGUAUUAGAAGUAGAUGGUAAACUGUACGGUCAAUCUGGCGCCAUCUUUAAUUACCUAGCUAAAGAACUGGGUUUCUAUGGUAAAGGAAACCUGGAAGCAUUAAAGGUAGAUGUUGUUAUUGGUCUCGUCAAUGACUUUGUUCCACUCAUGAUAAAAGUAUUCUUCAUAGAACAAGACGAAGCGAAAAAGAAGGAGCUUAAAGAAAAACUACUAACUGAAGAUGCUACAAAAUUCUUCACCAAUUUUGAGAAAGUAUUAAAAGAAAAUGGCAGCACUGGUUAUUUUGUUGGCAAAGAGUUAACGAUGGCCGACAUUGUUGUUUAUGAUUUAGCCGAUAAUUUAAUUACACACAAUGCGGCUAUUGUCGAUCCAUAUCCACUACUAAAAGCCAAUCGCCAGAAGGUUGAAAGUAAUAAAGGAAUAGCUGCGUACCUGAAGUCAAGAAAAUAAACUGAUAUGUUGUAGUUGAUGGUAGACGUCAUUGUUGAUAGUUGUUUUGGACAUCGUAAAAAUAUUUAUAUCAUAUCAUAGAUUAUUACAUCGAUAAUAAAUUCACUUUGUUGGUAAAAACUGU